AUGUCCUCUCUUUGGUCUGCUAACUGCUACUUUGACAUCGAGUGGCGUGGGAAGAGGCUGACUCUGCGGGCUGCCAACGGGAAAUACGUCGCCGCCAAGAAAAACGGGCAGCUAGCAGCGACCAUCGAUUCUGCCGGUGAGUCUGAGGAGUUUCUGAUGAAGCUGAUUAACCGCCCGAUCAUCGUUCUGCGCGGCGAGCACGGCUUCAUCGGCUGCAGGAAGGUGACGGGAACGCUGGACUCAAACCGCUCCACCUAUGAUUACUUCACCCUGGAGUUCAGAGACGGAGCCUACAGCCUGCAAGACUCCACGGGUAAAUACUGGAUGGUGGGUAACGAGCAGUCGGUGGUGAGCAGCAGCGACACACCCGUCGACUUCCUCUUCGAGUUCUGCGACUACAACAAGCUGGCCAUCCGCCACGUUGCUGACAGCAAGUAUCUCCGCGGCGACCACGCCGGCGUCCUGAAGGCCAACGCCGACGACCUGGAGACCGCCACACUGUGGGAAUACUGAGGGAUCUGCUGCGAUGCUGAGGAAUGAAUUGAAAGUGUGGCGGCGCAGCUCAAACCCCAUCCAUACAUCUACCUACCAACCCCUCCUCGCUCCUUAUAAUAUGAUACUUAUGACUUUAUAUGUUGAUGAACUGCACAGAGAGAACAGGAAGGAGACACUCCUUUCUCUCCGUCCUCCCUUUCCUUCCCUUUUCCCAGCGCCAACCUUUAUCUGUUGCCAUAUUUACCGUCGGGCCAUGCACUUUUUUGUCCGAUCUGAUUCGCUGCUCAAACCUGUCACUCACUCCCUCCCUCCUCGCCUUACGAUUGAUGCCGUCCGUCCCUCCCUCCUUCCCUCCCCAGAACAUCUGUUUCUACCUGAUCUAAUCUCCCAAAAACAGAUCCACCAACCGGAGGAAAUCUGCUUCCUGUUAGCUGGAUUUAAAGAUGGAGACGGUGAGUCUGUUUGUGGGAAAGCUUCUUGUAGAAACAUAAUUUUUUUUUGUCUGUUUGUUUUUCCAGGGCCUAUGUGAUAUAACUGGAGUGGAGCUGAUAAUUAAAGAUAUCGAAGACGGGUUUAACCCCUUUAUUCAUCUCAUCUGUAAAAAAAAAACUAAAUGUAAACCAGUUUCCUGUGUUGUUAUCUAGCUGUGUUCUCAUUGGUCACCACGGGGGGAUUUCCUGGACCAAACGGGAUGUAGGAAGUUAAAACACUUACCCUUCCCCCCCCCUCUUCUUCACACACUAAACCCAUUGUCCUGAAAACAAUAUAAAUAAAUUAAAAAUAGCAAAUGUUGCAGUCACAUACUGUAUGUUUAUAUGAGAGAAAAAACACUCCCUGAUACACAGUUGGAUUUCUUUUUCUACGUCCAAGGCACAGACAUUAUCAUGGAUACAGUAGGGAGCUAUUGCAACUGGAGUGAAAUGAUUUAUAAACCCUUUUUUGAUGAAAGCUGCUUUUUGAAUCCCUCGACCAAACCUACACCUCGGCCUUUAUGUAGACCAUCAUCUCUUACACACACACGCAACUGGAACCUGGUGCUGCUCACUCCUGUUAUAACUCGUGAAAUAUUAAUAAAGUCGAGCAUCUCUCACCAAAAGACGGUGAUUUUCUUCUGCACCUGAAAGCCUUGCCAUAUAUAUCUGAAAUCUGCUGCUUCUUUAGUUUUCUGUCUGAAGUAGAGAUGUGACCAAAUUGUUUUUUGUUUGGUUUUUUCUGUUCCUGACUCCUCGAUGACGGUGAGGAAGGCAUAUGUUUAAAAAAAUAAAUAAAAAAAGAGAGAAAAGAAGCAGAUUUUGAAUAAUUUGUCUGAACUGAAUUGUCUGUUAUGCACUCGUGUAGCACAAUGCACCCAUUGGUCUUUGAUUCUCCACCCUUCUGCUUUCCACAUAAACACAAUAAUGAUUUCCGUAAAAAGACGUAAAUUAUUGUGCUAUCUCCCCACAUCAUCCUCUUCCUCGUUAAUCAUCCCUCUGAUGUGUAAAUCAGAAUGGAAAACCAAUCAUUGUACUCCCAUGAAAUAAUACAUGAUUGUAGCUGGCUCCUCACCAACUCCGUCCAAUUUUCUUGGAGUGUUUUUUGCAUGAAGGGUUGAGAAUCUCAAGCGAAUAAAAAGGAGCGUUUGUCCUCGGAGAAAACGUACAUCUCCGAGGUAACGGAGACCAAGGCUUAGACAAACGGAUGUGGAAGGGUAAACAUGUGGUAAUGACUGUGCCUUACUCUUUUUUGGGCAGUAGGGAAGAAAAGAAAUGAAUCCACAUCUUUGCUUUGUAUAACUGGAACUUCUUUUUGUAUUAUUAUUUUGUAUAAUUUUUUUGAUAUUGUGGAUUAACCUCUCUUGUGCCAUUGGUUCACCUGAAAUCCAACGACCAAUAAAACUGGGAUUUGGAACGCU
Notothenia coriiceps (black rockcod) is the source of this 2386-nucleotide messenger RNA. RefSeq names its product fascin. Bases 1 to 513 code for a protein of 170 amino acids. Gene Ontology annotation, molecular function: actin filament binding; protein-macromolecule adaptor activity. The record is from RefSeq and is a predicted model, not a curated record. The transcript has 4 exons. NCBI's taxonomy places the organism in Eukaryota, Metazoa, Chordata, Actinopteri, Perciformes, Nototheniidae.